Molecule: messenger RNA, 1497 nt
Organism: Mesorhabditis spiculigera
Lineage: Eukaryota; Metazoa; Nematoda; Chromadorea; Rhabditida; Rhabditidae
Source: the annotation of a GenBank genome assembly
AUGUUCCCGGUGAGGGUGGCGGUGGAAACCGUCCGUCCUCAGGCAUGCAUCACAUGCGCCAAUGAGGGGCAUCGUUUCUUGGAAACAUUUGCCGUCGUUUCAGGCUCUACAAACCUUUCUCAAUUAGUCGAGACGGUGCUCUCUGCCCUCGGCCAUCCACAAUUGGCCAUGAACUCGAGAGGGUUCGUCCAAAUGAAGAACUGGAAGCCCCUCCCCUUCGAAUCGAUCACCGACAACCCAGAAGAAACCGUCGAAUCGCUCUUCAAAGAUAUCGCCGGCCAAAUCACCCUCCGGAUUCUGGCAAAACAGACCGGCCCCGAUCCCCCAAACACCCAGUGCAUCAGCGACGUCAAGAAUCGACUGCUGAAAAUGGUGUACAACAAAGAGCCCACCCUCCUCACGACGAACAAUGACAAUAUCAAAGAUUUAAUCUCGCAGCUGAUAACUGCGGAAGAACCAGCAACACUUCUUGAUCAUGAGCAGAUCGCCACGAUCAGCGAUUGGCUGGAUCAGAUGGAUGCACAGGAUGAUCAAAAAUCCCCCUCAUCUCCCACCAAAUUCUCGCCCAUCCUCGAGCUGCCCAAACUCGAAAAAUGGUUCAAAGCCGACCCCAACCCGCCGCGAACAAAAAUCCAAAACUACGUCAGCAUCCUCAACGGGUUCCCCUACCGGAAAAGCAAUGCGAAGAUCAGCUAUCAACAGGUGUGCAACUGGUUCACCUCGCAGCGAUCAAAGGUGAAGCCCAGCUCACCCCAGAACCCGUCAACGCUACUGCCAACCAGCCAGAUUCCGCUCAGCCUGCUCCCCGACUUCCGAGGGAAAUUCGAUUUUCCCACGCCUACCAGCGAGGAGAAGGACAUUCGCGUCGAUUCCGAAUCCCCCGGCCCCACCGACUACCAUUCGGAGAAUGGGAGUGACAACGGGAAGGACGAUGAGUACCACAUGAAGCAGGAAUCCACCGCCUCAUCUCCUGACCUGUCCUUCCCAAUUUCUGUCGCCUCGUCCUCGCCAAAACAUUCUGGACUGCUUGGACUUCCGCAAGAUUUGACGACGACGAUCCCUGGCCUCACAGGCUUUGGGAAUAUAUCAUCUAUGUUAGCGGCCCAAGUGGCCGCUUUCCAACAACAUCAGCAGCAACAGCAACAAUUGUUAAAUGCGGCGCAAGCAGCUCAGCAGAACCAUCAUCAGAUGUCGAAUUCUGGGUGCAACACGCCUGCCCCACAGCACCAAGUGGCCCGAUCACGGUUGAUGUUCGACCCGCUGACCGAGUUGCCGGUGUUGGAGAAGUGGUUUGAGGAGAACCCCCACCCGACGUGGAUGCAAAUUGAUCAGUAUACGCAGACAUUGAAUAGCUGUCCGUACCGGGAAAACUACCCACCAAUCAGCCAACACAAUGUGAAAAUCUGGUUUAAAAACCGACGCGCAAAAUGCAAGCGGAUGCAAACAGGCGUCGUCGACCAAAAAUCAUUAGUUGAAAAACUAUUUGCCCAAGUACAA